This is a messenger RNA of Trichoderma harzianum CBS 226.95, 1820 nucleotides long. RefSeq lists its product as hypothetical. The record is from RefSeq and is a predicted model, not a curated record. The transcript has a single exon. The coding region runs from base 379 to 1488 and encodes 369 amino acids. NCBI's taxonomy places the organism in Eukaryota, Fungi, Ascomycota, Sordariomycetes, Hypocreales, Hypocreaceae.
GUUGAGUAAGGGAGCGUAUUAGAGCGAGCCACGUACCAGCCUCCAACGACGACUGCAUAUGCCAAUAAGACAAGCAGAGGAAAGCGUUAUUCAGCAGUGCAUCACCUCCUGAGUCUGUGCUUUACCGGUAAACGGGAAGAGAACAGCCAAUUAAAAAGGCGUUGAGCCGCGGACUGCAGAAACCCCCACAACGAGGGGUCUGGGUUUACUUUGGGCAAGAUUUGGAGUGUCAAUCCCCUGGACGAUUCCUUUUAAAAAUCUAGAAAACAGACAUCUUUCUGGAAUACGAAUUGCUCUUUGCACAGCGCAGAAUAUUUCCAAAGGGCAUCAACCAUUGGCGUUGUCACGGUGGGCCGAGGCUUACCAUAUGAACCAGCCAUGAUGGAGGAGACGGCUGCCGAGUUCACGCUAUUUUCCCGUUUGCCAGCAGAGCUACGGUUCAAGAUAUGGGAAUCCGUGCCAAGGCCUACUCGGGUGAUUGGGAUACUACCUCCAGCUGCUCGAUGGUAUCGACACCAUUAUCGCGCUAUUGGUACUAGAACAAGUGCCGUAGUGGAAGAAAAGGACCCUCUUCAGCGCUACAAUUAUCGAUAUAUUGUGCAGCCCAAGAAACAUGCGAUAUUCCCACUGCUUCACGCAUGUCGCGAAGCCCGAGACCUUUGGAAACCACACUUUUUCCAGCCUUCCCGCCUUUACCACGCGUCAAAUAUCACUAUUCGCUUCGACACUCCUUUCAUCAGCUAUGAUACCGAUAUCUUUGCCGUUUUUGACGGAUGGCCCCCGAAUGGAAUUCCUUCGGAUGUUUUCCUAGAUCCGCGACUGGCUGACAACGGCGACCAAUCCCUGGACGGGUUUAUCGCCCUCGACCGCAGUCGAAUACGGAACCUCGCCCUAUGCGAAAUUCCGGGAGACCUCACAGGUUUCGCAAAUGCUAUUUCCAUUCGACAAUUGCCAAACUUACAAACGCUGACCAUCAUGGCUUUGGGGCCUGACGAGAAACGGAAGCCCGAAUCUCUGGCUUCUGAGGGGAGCGGCGGCGAUAUCGCUUACAGUUUACCGGUACUCGAGAUGUUGGCAGUUGAUGUGCAGCGGAUUGCUGCAGAUAUCCAUGAUAUACCUCCAGAGUUGGUUCUAAACAGUCCGUUUCUAACCGAUGCAAGAUUGCGGCAUCCUAUCGCGUUAUCGCCGAGUAUACGACCACUCAUUCGGUACAAAACGUUCGUGCUAUCUCUGCUUUGGCACGAACUCAGAGAGCCGAAUGCAGUGGGAGCGAUAACAGAAUCUUGGUGGGAAUAUACGGAAUACCUAUUUAGUAACCGCAUGGAUGACGAUGAAGAAUGUCCAUUAAAUCUUCCUGGCUGCGGUGUUCAUGGCCACACAAAGAGAGAGCUGUUGGAAUGGGCACCCAAGUUUGAGGUUAACUACAAAUUGCUAUGUGCAACCGAAUGGCGAGACGAGCUGAAAAAUAUUGGAAUUGUCAAGCCAUGAGGGAUAGACUACACACAUAUAUAGUACAAAGCAUGUUUCCCGUUGGAAGAAACUAUUUAAUACAAUUUUGAUGGAUUUUAGACCUUUACAUGGAAUUGCGCUUCACGACGAACCUCCAUUUGAACGUUCAUCUCCCGGAAUAUGAGGACUUUUCUUUCGUAUCCACACUUCAACGAUGAUCAUAAUAAACCAGGCUAGAUGGAAACGCCAAUCUCAAUUUGUCACUUAUAUACAGCAAGAUUCGCCGAGGCCCACCGUGACGCCAGAGUAAAAAAGGUUUAAAUAUAAAAGGAGAUGCAUGCUGCAAGCACGUGUAACAGAUGCCAUUCAUU